UAAAAGAUACGCGAGGGUUUACGGUAAAGGGAGGCGGGACUAAACUUUAACCAGGAAGUUUACAACACCGCUCCAUGUUUACACAUGUUUGCACGUUCACGUGGAGAAGAUUUUCACUAUUAAAAUGUCUUCAAAGAAAAAUAAAAGUAAAUCGAAAAAAGCGAGUGACGGGGAUAGUUCUCUCGUACUGAAGGAGGGCUCAAAUGACUCCUCCAACCUGCAAACAUCCGGCCACGAAGGAGGAAGCUGCAAAAGUUUAAAGAGCAACUCAUUCACUGUCAUAGAUUUCAUUGAAAAAGCUGAUGACAAAACACCUAGAUGCUGCAGAUCAACUUUAGCCCAAAUGAGCCUCAAUUCAAUGAAGUCAGCCAGCGCAUGCAUCGGGAGACCAGUCCUCCUGACGAGUCCCAGAGGACAAGAGGUGUGUUUAGGAUGGCCGGUUGCCUCCUUUCCUGGUGGAAAAGUUGGUCUUCAGAAAUGUGCUCAGAGUAACCUCAGAGUGAAGUCUGGGGAUGAGGUGAUGCUGCACCCACUGACAGGUCCAGUGCUCCAGGCUGAGGAGGUGGUUCUCUAUAACAGGUCAAAAGAUGACACACUAGAGACAGAUGAGUUCAAGAACUUCUUUCUGAGGUCUCUGGUUGGGAACAUCAUUUUGCCAGGAAGUGUCAUCUCCCUGACCUACUUUGGCCGGUCAUGCAGUCUGCGGGUCGAGACCAUAAGAGGGGAGGAUGGUGUCACCCUCCACAGACCAGCUCCUCCCCCAGGACUGGGCCCUGACACAGAGGAGUCCACCGUGACGAACUCCGUGCUGGACUCCACGUCAGCCGAACUCUCCCUGCAGCUCAGCUUGCUCACUGUGGAUGACAACAAUGCUGACGGGGCACCGAGCACGCCUGGAGAGCCCGGGCCUGCAGCCAGCACUCCACGCCGACCAACCCAGCUUCCUUCUCUCUCCUCGCCCCCUGCUCCCUGCACCCCUUCCUACAACUCCCAGAAUUCUCCUGCAGGGUCAGCAGAGGAUGCUGUCAGUCUAGAGAGCUCACUUAGCUCAGAGCAAGCAGAGAAAAUCCCCACAGCUCCCCCUGGUGGUGCACUGAAUACUGACACCUUCUACUGCCUCUCCUGCUCUACUAAAGUCAGUUUCAGAGACAGAGCAGAACAGGAGGAUCCAGACGCAGGAGCUCAAAGGUCAAAGGUCACAUACAGAAUGAUUGGUGGGCUCAGCAGCCAGUUGGAUGUCAUCAGAGAGACCAUUGAGCUUCCUCUGAAACACCCCAAGCUGUUCUCCAACUAUGGGAUCCCACCUCCCCGAGGAGUACUUCUGUAUGGUCCCCCGGGCACAGGAAAGACUAUGAUUGGACGAGCCAUAGCCAAUGAGGUUGGAGCUCACAUGACGGUGAUCAACGGCCCAGAGAUCAUGAGCAAAUUCUAUGGUGAAACAGAAGCAAGGCUGAGGCAGAUAUUCACUGAAGCGUCUCAGAGACAACCUGCGAUAAUCUUUAUUGAUGAGCUGGAUGCUUUGUGCCCAAAGCGAGAGGGAGCGCAGAAUGAGGUGGAGAAACGAGUCGUCGCUUCUCUCCUGACUCUGAUGGAUGGGAUCGGUUCAGAGGGUCACUCAGGUCAGCUGUUGGUCUUGGGGGCCACAAACCGGCCACAUGCCCUCGACCCUGCCCUGCGCCGACCUGGGCGCUUUGACAAGGAGCUGGAGGUGGGAGUUCCUGGUGCUGCCGAGCGUGCAGAUAUUUUGCAGAAGCAGCUGAGUUUUGUACCGUGCAGCGCCACCACCGAGGAGCUGGCGCAGCUGGCUGACGCUGCUCACGGAUACGUAGGAGCAGACCUCACAGCUGUUUGUAAAGAAGCAGGUUUGCAUGCACUGAAGCGAGCACUGGGAGGUUCCCACCAACCGUCAGACCAGCAGCUGACCGGGACGGUGACCGUCACUCUGCAGGACCUCCAGUGGGCCAUGUCUGUUGUGAAGCCAAGCGCCAUGAGGGAGGUCGCUAUCGAUGUCCCCAAGGUUCACUGGUCAGAUGUUGGUGGGAUGGAGGAGGUGAAGCUGAAACUGAAGCAGGCUGUGGAGUGGCCUUUGAGGCACCCUGAGGCCUUCACCCGCAUGGGGAUCCAGCCACCUAAAGGAGUACUGCUCUAUGGGCCCCCUGGCUGCUCCAAGACCAUGAUAGCCAAGGCCCUGGCUAAUGAAAGUGGGCUCAACUUCCUGGCUAUUAAAGGUCCAGAACUACUAAGCAAGUAUGUUGGAGAGUCUGAAAGAUCCGUGAGAGAGGUGUUUCGGAAGGCAAGGGCUGUUGCUCCCUCCAUCAUCUUCUUUGAUGAGAUUGACGCUCUCGCCAGUGAAAGAGGAAGCUCCUCGGGCUCCGGCGGUGUAGGCGAUCGGGUUCUGGCUCAGCUCCUGACAGAGAUGGACGGCAUCGAGCAGCUCCGAGACGUCACUGUGCUGGCCGCCACCAACCGGCCCGACAUGAUCGAUAAGGCUCUGAUGCGUCCAGGUCGCCUUGACCGAAUCGUUUAUGUGCCUCUUCCAGAUGCUCCAACCCGACGUGAGAUAUUUUCUCUCCAGUUCCGCAACAUGCCCGUGGCCCAAAAUGUGUCUCUUGAUGACCUUGUGACUCGGACAAACAAGUAUACUGGAGCAGAGAUAACAGCAGUAUGCAGAGAGGCUGCCCUCCUGGCCCUACAAGAGAACAUCAAAGCUCAGCACAUCGAGGCCAGACACUUUGAAAGUGCCCUGAACACCGUGAAGCCCCGGAUCCCAGACUCUCUCAUCCAGUCGUAUAUCAGCUAUCAGCAGCAACACAGUGGCCUGUGCUUCUUCUGACCACGCUGCUAUGGACAAAGUCAAUAUUAUUUUAAAAGAAAAGGUUUUCAACUGCUCCUGUCUGCUGGACAAGUUACCAACAUAUGAUAAGAAACUAACACAACCACCAGCCCAUCUUAAAUGUUGAUUUCUCCUUUGUAGCUGCUGUGCCAAGUUAUGCAGCUGUUGUUCUAUUUUAUACUGUAGCUACUAGAAAAACAAAUGUGGUACUGGUUUGGUUUUUACUAUAGGUUUCAAAGCAACACUCUGUAAACACACCUGUAUGUUGAUAGCUCAGCGGGACAAUGAUGUUUUAUUUUUUGUUUUUGAAAAAGGAGCUGAAGUGUCAUGUUUGAUCAUAUAAAAUAUUAAUGAUGUAAUAUAAUGUAUUAAAUGCAUUAUUUAUGUA
This is a messenger RNA of Siniperca chuatsi (mandarin fish), 3221 nucleotides long. It is a transcript of the gene afg2a, whose product is annotated as spermatogenesis associated 5. The transcript is spliced from 17 exons. The record is from RefSeq and is a predicted model, not a curated record. Gene Ontology annotation, cellular component: cytoplasm. The coding region runs from base 125 to 2833 and encodes 902 amino acids. NCBI's taxonomy places the organism in Eukaryota, Metazoa, Chordata, Actinopteri, Centrarchiformes, Sinipercidae. Gene Ontology annotation, molecular function: ATP hydrolysis activity; ATP binding.